UUCUUCCCAGCGAUCGAGAAAGAAGUGCAAUUCACAGUUUCUCUAAAUUAUCAAGAAAAUUUCAAGAAAAUUUUACAAGAAUAGACAUGGCUGACGUUGAGUGUUGCGGAAAGUGCAGUGGCAGCCGUGCCACUUGUAAAAUGGACUGUGAGUGUCCACAGUGCAAAUGUUGUGACUGCUCCGGUAAAUCCUGCUGCGCCGUAGCAGGCAAGGUGUGCAAAACUGGCUGUCCCGAUUGCCCCACUGCCGCGUGCUGCUGUAAGCGCUUGUGUGAAUGCACGGGCAAAGGCUGUUGCACUGAGUCGGGUUGUACGGUAGGCUGCAAGCUUUGCUCUGGACCCAAGGGUUGUUUGUGUUGUAAAUGCACUGGAAAAGAAUGCUGCACGGCCGAGGGCUGCUCGGUUGGCUGCAAGUUGUGCUCUGGACCCAAGGGUUGUAUGUGCUGUACUUGCACUGGCAAAGGAUGCUGCACCGAUGAGGGUUGUUCAGUGGGCUGUAAGCUGUGUUGUGGACCUGGAGGAUGCUGCUGCUGCAAGUGCACUGGCAAAGGUUGCUGCACCCCCGAGGGUUGCUCAGUUGGCUGCAAGCUUUGCUCUGGAUCCAAGGGUUGUAUGUGCUGCAAGUGCACCGGCAAAGGAUGCUGCACCUCUGAGGGAUGUUCAGUUGGAUGCAGGCUGUGCUCGGGACCCAAGGGUUGCAUGUGCUGCAAGUGUACGUCUAAGGGAUGCUGCACCGCUGAGGGUUGUUCCGUGGGCUGUAAGUUGUGCUGUGGACCAAAAGGGUGCAUGUGUUGCAAGUGCACUGGCAAGGGAUGCUGCACCCCCGAGGGUUGCUCGGUAGGCUGCAAAUUAUGCUCUGGACCCAAGGGUUGUAUGUGCUGUAAGUGUACCGGCAAGGGAUGCUGUACCGCCGAGGGAUGUUCCGUUGGCUGCAAGUUGUGCUGUGGACCCAAAGGUUGUGUGUGCUGCAAGUGCACUGGCAAGGGAUGCUGCACCCCCGAGGGUUGCUCGGUAGGCUGCAAGUUGUGCUCUGGACCCAAGGGUUGCAUGUGUUGUAAGUGCACCGGCAAGGGAUGCUGCACCCCCGAGGGUUGUUCUGUGGGCUGCAAAUUGUGUUGUGGACCAAAGGGUUGCAUGUGCUGCAAAUGCACUGGCAAGGGAUGCUGCACCCCCGAGGGUUGUUCAGUUGGCUGUAAGCUGUGUUCCGGAUCCAAAGGUUGCAUGUGCUGCAAGUGUACUGGCAAAGGAUGUUGCACAGCCGAGGGUUGUUCAGUGGGCUGCAAGUUGUGUUGUGGACCAAAAGGUUGCUUGUGUUGCAAGUGCACCGGCAAGGGAUGCUGCACCCCCGAGGGUUGUUCCGUAGGCUGCAAGUUGUGCUCUGGACCCAAGGUUGCAUGUGCUGCAAGUGCACCGGCGACGGAUGUUGCACCGCCGAAGGUUGCUCAGCGGGCUGCAAGUUGUGCUCUGGACCCAAAGGGUGCAUGUGUUGUAAGUGCACCGACAAGGACUGCUGUACCGCCGAGGGAUGUUCAGUAGGCUGCAAGUUGUGCUCUGGCCACAAGGGUUGCGUGUGCUGUAAGUGCACCGGGAAGGAAUGCUGCACCGCCGAGGGGUGUCCAGUUGGCUGCAAGAAGUGCUCUGGACCCAAGGGCUGUGUUUGCAA
This is a messenger RNA of Lingula anatina, 1662 nucleotides long. RefSeq lists its product as uncharacterized. Lineage: Eukaryota; Metazoa; Brachiopoda; Lingulata; Lingulida; Lingulidae. The record is from RefSeq and is a predicted model, not a curated record.